Messenger RNA from Penicillium pulvis, 1602 nucleotides. RefSeq lists its product as uncharacterized. Lineage: Eukaryota; Fungi; Ascomycota; Eurotiomycetes; Eurotiales; Aspergillaceae. The coding region runs from base 1 to 1602 and encodes 533 amino acids. Gene Ontology annotation, molecular function: FAD binding. The record is from RefSeq and is a predicted model, not a curated record. The transcript has a single exon.
AUGUCUUCCAAAGCUUCUGGACCCGUCAUCGUGGUUGGCGCCAGCCUAGUCGGGCUCUCCGCAGCCUUAUGUCUGGCCUCACAUAAAGUUCCAACUAUUGUUCUCGAGAAGCACGCCGGUAUCUCCAAGCACCCCCGUGCGAUCGGAUUCACCCCUCGGACAAUGGAGAUCUACCACACCGUUGCCAUCGAAAAUAACGACCCAGCGCCAAUUGACUUUGUGCUUGAACGAGCCCAUGUUGAGAGUGUGACCGGUAAAUGGCACGACAAAUCAUCCUGGUCCGACACAGAAAGAAAACCAAAGGCAGAAAACGAAACCCCAAGUGCCUCCCCAAAGACUGAGUAUUCAGCUGCUCGAGGAUAUGCUAAACCUCAAGACAAACUCGAGCCAAUCCUUGAAGCACGAGCACUCGAGCUCGGCGCCGAUAUCCGCCGUCAGCAUGAAGUUUUGAAUGUGGAACAAGACACCAAUGCAGUAAUCGUCACCUUCAAAGAUGCUCAAGAAAACGUACACCAAAUCAGAGGAUCAUACCUCAUAGCUGCAGACGGCAAUCGCAGCACCGUACGAGAACUCCUCCAAAUUCCACGCCACGGACGCGGACAUAUGCAAACAAUCCAAAGCGUCCUUUUCCACGCAGAUCUUCAGAAAUGGACAAAAGGCCUCGUCCAAUUCGACAUUGACCAGCCGAAUCUGAAAGCCUUCCUCGCAUCUUACAGCGACGGUCGCUGGGCUCUAAUGUUCAAAGACGAAAUUAAGCGUGACGACGAAACUCUCCGUGCAGCCAUCUACCAGGCCGUUGGUACCAAUUUCCCCAUGGAAAUUAUCACAACAGCCCAAUGGGAGCUCACAGCUCUAGUGGCUGAUACCUUCCAAUCUGGCCGUGUCUUCCUAGCCGGUGACGCGGCACAUACACUGCCGCCCAACCGCGGCGGCUAUGGUGCGAAUACUGGAAUACACGAUGUGCAUAACCUCGCGUGGAAACUUGCUGCUGUUCUCUCCGGUCGAUCUGCGCCGGAACUGCUUGAUACGUAUGAUGCUGAGCGGAGGCCUGUUGCGCUGUUGCGGCAUGAUCAGAUCUUUGUUCGCGCUGAUUACAAGGUUCACCUUGAUACGGCUGUACCAGCUGGAGAAAAGAUUGAUGAUGAUGCGAUGGAAUUCGGACAGAUUUACCUUUCGAAGGGUAUAGUUGGUGCGGAUGAAUCUUUGCCGAGGGCUAUGAAGCCUGAUGAGUGGAUGGGACAGCCAGGUACCCAUUUGCCUCAUUUCUGGGUUGAGAGAGAUGGGACAAGGGUUCCGAUUCUUGGUGUUGUUGAUUCGACUUGGACUUUGGUUUCUGCAUCGAAUCGGUGGAAUGUAGCUGUUUCUGAGCUUAACGAUAGGUCCUCUAUUAAGAUUCAGUCUGUUUGUCUUGGGAUAGGUGUUUCCGUUUGUGGGGAUGUUGACGUUCAGAUGUUGCUUGGGAUAUCUAGUAGUGGGGCGGUGCUUGUUCGACCUGAUGGGUAUAUUGCUUGGAGGUCAGUGGAGUUGCAGGUUGAUGCUGGGAAGAUACUUGGAUCUACCUUUUCCCAGGUUGCUUUUCAAACCGCCGGUGUUACAGAAUAA